CACCCCGCGCCCCCCCGGAGCACCCCGCACCCCCCGGAGCACCCCGCGCCCCGCACCCCCCGGAGCACCCCGCGCCCCGCGCCCGCCGGGCAUGUAGCGGCGCCGGGACGAUGGGCGGGACCCACGCCCGCCAGCCCGCCGCCUCGGACCCGGGCGAGGAAGUCAACUUUGACCAUUUUCAGAUCCUGCGGGCCAUCGGCAAAGGGAGCUUUGGAAAGGUGUGCAUCGUGCAGAAGCGGGACACGAAGCGCAUGUACGCCAUGAAGUACAUGAACAAGCAGCAGUGCGUGCAGCGGGACGAGGUGCGCAACGUGCUCCGCGAGCUGCAGAUCAUGCAGGGCCUGGAGCACCCCUUCCUGGUCAACCUGUGGUACUCGUUCCAGGACGAGGAGGACAUGUUCAUGGUGGUGGACCUGCUGCUGGGCGGGGACCUGCGCUACCACCUGCAGCAGCAUGUGCACUUCCCCGAGGGCGCCGUGCGGCUGUACGUGUGCGAGCUGGCGCUGGCGCUGGACUACCUGCGGCAGCACCGCAUCAUCCACCGGGACAUCAAGCCGGACAACAUCCUGCUGGACGAGCACGGACACGUCCACAUCACAGACUUUAACAUCGCGACCGUGGUGAAGGGGGCGGAGAAGGCUUCUUCCAUGGCUGGCACCAAGCCCUACAUGGCCCCGGAGGUGUUUCAGGCCUACGUGGAUGGAGGCCCCGGGUACUCCUACCCCGUCGACUGGUGGUCCCUGGGCAUCACGGCCUACGAGCUGCUGCGGGGCUGGAGGCCGUACGAGAUCCACUCGGCCAUGCCCGUGACGGAGAUCCUGAACAUGUUCCAGGCGGAGCGUGUGCACUACUCCUCCACAUGGGGCCAGGGCAUGGUCGCCCUGCUGAGGAAGCUCCUGACCAAGGAUCCCGAGAGCCGCCUGUCCAGCCUCAGCGACGUUCAGAGCACGCCCUACCUGGCCGACGUGAACUGGGACGCGGUGUUGGAGAAAGCGUUGACCCCCAGCUUUGUGCCCAAUAAAGGGAGACUGAAUUGUGACCCCACGUUUGAACUCGAAGAAAUGAUUCUCGAAUCCAAGCCCCUUCACAAGAAGAAGAAGAGGCUGGCGAAGAACAGGUCCAGAGACGGCACGAAGGACAGCUGCCCGCUGAACGGCCACCUGCAGCAGUGCCUGGAGACCGUGCGGAGGGAAUUCAUCGUGUUCAACAGAGAGAAGCUGAGGCCGCAGAGCCUGGGCGGCCAGCAGCUGGACCCCGAGGGCCGCACCGGGAGCCGGGCGCCAGGCAAGCUCCGGGACGAUGGGUGCAACAACAACAACGUGCCAGGCCCCGCCUGCGCCCGUGGCUGCAGCCACUAAGCCCCUGGCCGCCCACAGGAGCCGCCACCUCCGCCAUCUCCGCCCGCCCUCCGGCCCCUCUGCGCCCUCCCUGCCUCCUCAGAACGUCAGAUGCAGAGAGAGCCUGGCUGGGAGCGGGAGCUGGGGUGGGCCGCUGCCAGAAAGAUCCCUGUGGGACCUGGGAUGAGCCUGGCCCUCCUGGGCCUCCGUUUUCUGCAUCUGCCCAAGGGAAGGGGUGGUCGGCUCUCCGGCCUCCUCCGGUCCCAGCUCCUGGGAGAGUCACAGACUUGCUGAACAUCUGACAUUUACAAAAUGGUCCACAUGGGCCGGUCGAAUGGUGAUGUCGGACGCGCGCUCCCUCCCAAGGCAAUCAGACCCUCACAGCUGUGCCAUCCGCUCCGUCCCGGAUCCUUCGGCGGCCCUUUGGGAAAAGGCAGCAAAAGGCAACACCGCCACGGGCACGCCUGCCCUUUCUGGGGAAGCGCCGGAGCCUGAAGUGUUCCCGUGGCGCUCGCCGACGAGCUGGACUCGCCGGCCGUCCCGGUGGCGUGGCCCGCAGACCGGCCGGUCCCGGGGUCCGGGGCUGUGGGUGCACGCCCCCCCUUCCUCACAGAGGACGGCCUCUCGCACGCUUCAUCUCCGCAGCCCCCACCCCGGCCACUCCGAUGAGGGUCCUCGGUCCCCGAAAG
Molecule: messenger RNA, 2026 nt
Organism: Pipistrellus kuhlii (Kuhl's pipistrelle)
Lineage: Eukaryota; Metazoa; Chordata; Mammalia; Chiroptera; Vespertilionidae
Gene: STK32B
Product: serine/threonine kinase 32B
Exons: 12
Coding region: 111-1358 (415 amino acids)
Biological process (GO): G protein-coupled receptor signaling pathway; protein phosphorylation; regulation of signal transduction
Molecular function (GO): G protein-coupled receptor kinase activity; G protein-coupled receptor binding; ATP binding
Source: RefSeq, a predicted model, not a curated record